UCCACCUAGUUUCUUCCUUUCUUGCUUAUCUCUCCCUUCCUUCUCCAUGGCCCUCUUCCUAUUGCUUCUUCUCAUUCUAAUGGCUCCUUCAAGCAGCUAUGCUUACUGGCCACCUUCACCUGGCUACUGGCCAAGUUCAAAGUUCAGGACCAUGAACUUUUACAAAGGUUUUAGAAAUCUCUGGGGUGCUCAGCAUCAAAGACUAGACCAAAAUGCAUUGACAAUCUGGCUUGAUAGAACCUCAGGAAGUGGGUUCAAGUCAGUUCGCCCAUUCCGGUCAGGUUACUUUGAAGCAUCCAUCAGGCUCCAACCUGGGUAUACAGCAGGAGUGAUAACAGCAUUCUACCUUUCAAACAAUGAAGCUCAUCCAGGGUUCCAUGAUGAAGUGGACAUUGAGUUCCUUGGAACCACAUUUGGGAAGCCUUACACUUUACAGACCAAUGUGUACAUCAGAGGUAGCGGAGAUGGAAAAAUCAUUGGGAGAGAGAUGAAGUUUCAUCUCUGGUUUGAUCCCACCAAGGAUUUUCAUCACUAUGCCAUUCUCUGGAGUCCCAAAGAGAUCAUAUUCCUUGUGGAUGAUGUGCCCAUUAGGAGGUAUCCAAGGAAGAGUGCUGCAACAUUUCCUCUAAGGCCAAUGUGGCUCUAUGGUUCAAUAUGGGAUGCUUCAUCAUGGGCAACUGAAGAUGGGAAAUACAAAGCUGAUUAUAGAUACCAGCCAUUUGUUGCAAGGUACACCAAUUUCAAAGCUGCAGGUUGCACAGCCUAUGCUCCGAGCUGGUGCCGCCCGGUCUCCGCCUCUCCCUACCGAGGCGGGCUAACCAGACAGCAGCAUAGAGCCAUGAAAUGGGUCCAAGCCCACCAUAUGGUGUAUAACUACUGCAAGGACCCCAAAAGAAACCAUGCCUUAACACCAGAGUGUUGGCGCUAAGCAGCCAAUCAACUACAAAAAUACCACACCCGUAAUUGCAAAGAAAUUUACUAGUGAAUUUCAUUGUUUUGUCCUCUUGCUUUAAUUUUAUGGUGUCUUGAUAUGAGUUGUGAGGGUUGUUCAGUGUCCAAUGUUCCAAAAAGGAAAAAAAAAACCUUGUGUGUAUUUUUUGGAAAAUUACAGGGGAAGAAUCCGAAGAAAGAUAUAGAAGGAGAUGAUGAAGCCAAAGAGAUGGUGGUGCCGACAUGGGUUUUGGACUUGGUUUUUUGCUUGUCAUUUCUGAAUAAAGCAAAACUUGCUUUAUCUACAUUUAAAAUAGAUAAAAUUCUUUUUC
Molecule: messenger RNA, 1262 nt
Organism: Rubroshorea leprosula
Lineage: Eukaryota; Viridiplantae; Streptophyta; Magnoliopsida; Malvales; Dipterocarpaceae
Source: the annotation of a GenBank genome assembly